GGGCACGGCUCGAGCCGCGGCCACCGAAGCCGCCGUCAUGCGCGCAGCCACUUGGCCUAGUAACCGCACCAGACGACCGAAUCCGUCGUCGGAUCAACAGCCCAGUCGCUCGCUCGAAAUCGGACCGAAUAGACACCGUGUGCCUCUCACCGACACCCAUCACACACACACAUACACACACACAACAAACAUUGAAUAGGAUUUAAUUGGGAAACGGACAAUCCGGGGGGGCGGAACGAUGUGCUGGCCGCGAAAGGGGCGCGGGAGCGGUGAAAAAACGCGAAUCGAUUGACGGGGACCGGAAUGACAGUCUGGCCGUUACGGCGGUCGUAAGUUACGUUUGGGAUUUGUCGGACGAUGUGUCGCGUUUGUGGGUCGACGUGCUAAGGCGAUGGCAAGCGGCGGUGGCAGCAGGACGGGCCCGCAGGCCCAGCAGAACGCGGUCUCCCUCAAGCCCAUCGAGGUGCCGCAGCCUCUCGUCAACGGCGAGAAGUUCAUCAAAUGGGACGAGGAAUCGGGGGUCGGCACUCCGGUCACCCUCAGGGUCGAUCCCAAUGGGUUCUAUCUCUACUGGGUGGACCAGAACCACGAGAUGGAUCUGUUAGAUAUUGCCAUCAUCAGAGACACCAGAACUGGACGUUAUGCCAAAAUACCUAAGGAUCCGAGAUUAAGACAAAUAGUGACGAUGGGUUCUCAAGACACGUUAGAAGAGAAAACGGUGACGGUUUGUUGUGCGAACGAUUUCGUGAACAUAACGUACAUAAAUUUCUGCUGUACGCGUAAGGAAAUCGCAAGAUUGUGGUCGGACGCGUUGAUGAGUCUAGCCUACAACCUGAACCAGAUCCACGGGACCGCCGUCACCUACUUGAGGAAGGCGCACACCAAACUCACCCUCAUGACGGACAAAACGAACAAAAUACCGGUCAAAAACGUGCUGAAAAUGUUUGCGCAAAGCAGAGACGACAAAAAAAGAGUGGAAACGGUGCUGCAAGAGCUGCACAUGCCCCACGGCAAAAACGACGCCAUCAAUCCGGAGAAGUUCACGUUCGCCGACUUUUUUCGAUUCUACAAAUCGUUGACGCAACGGACGGAAGUUGAACGGAUAUUCCACGAGCUAUCUGGAGGUAAACCGACUAUGUCUGCGUCGCAGAUUGUCGACUUCCUGAACCAGAAGCAGCGUGACCCGCGGCUGAACGAGAUUCUGCAUCCGUAUGCGAACACGGACCGGGCGAAGGACGUGGUCAACACUUACGAGCCGAUAGCCGCGAACAAAGAGAAGGAAAUGUUGUCCUGGGAAGGUUUUCUCAGAUACCUCGUGUCCGAAGACAACAACAUCAUGGCGCAGAGCAAGCUGGACUUGCAGGACGAGAUGGACCAGCCUCUGGCUCAUUAUUUCAUCAACUCAUCACACAAUACUUAUUUGACAGGUCACCAGUUGACGGGGAAGUCCAGCACAGAGAUGUACAGGCAAUGUCUACUGUCGGGAUGCAGAUGUGUGGAACUGGACUUUUGGAACGGAAGAUCUGAGGAGCCGGUGAUCGUACACGGUUACACUUUGGUACCGGACAUUUCGGCGAAGGAAGUUCUGGAAGCGAUAGCCGAAAGCGCCUUUAAAACGUCAGAUUAUCCCGUUGUCUUGUCGUUCGAGAACCACUGCAAUCCCCGGCAGCAGGCCAAAAUUGCCAACUAUUGCAGGGAAAUUUUCGGGGACAUGUUGUUGGACGCGCCUCUGGAGUCGCACAAAUUAGAACCGGGCACCAGUUUGCCGCCACCGUCUCUGCUAAAAAGGAAGAUCAUCAUCAAGAACAAAAAGAAACAUCACCAUCAUCACCAUAGGCGAACGGUGACGCCGUCGCCGGAAGCGCAGACAGAACCGACAGGUAACGGCGACAUCCCCCAUCCUCCGCCGCUGCAACAGCGACAGGGUUCCAAAGAGUCGACGGAGACUGAGGGUGAGGAGUCGAGCAGCGAGGAGGAAGGCGAGGCGAUAGAGACGGAGGCGCCCACCGAGGAAACGACCAAGGAUAAGGCUUCCGCAGCUUCCGAAACGGAAGCUGGUGCAGAAAUUUCAGCGUUGGUCAACUACGUACAACCUGUGCACUUUUCCAAUUUCGAAAACGCUAAAAAGAAGAAUAGGAGUUAUGAAAUGUCGUCGUUCGACGAACGGCAAGCGACGGCCUUGUUGAAGGAGUCGCCUGUCCAAUUCGUGAAUUACAACAAGCAUCAACUAAGUAGAGUCUAUCCGGCUGGCACAAGGUUUGAUUCCUCGAAUUUUAUGCCGCAAGUUUAUUGGAACGCAGGUUGUCAGUUGGUGGCGCUAAAUUUCCAAACCUUAGAUCUGGCAAUGCAACUAAAUCUAGGCAUUUUUGAAUACAACUUCCGGUGCGGUUACCUACUGAAACCGGAAUUCAUGCGACGCACCGAUCGUAGGUUUAAUCCGUUCGCUGAGAGCACUGUAGAUGGUAUCAUAGCAGGUACUGUUGAAAUAACUGUGAUAUCUGGACAAUUUUUGACUGAUAAGAGAGUUGGGACUUACGUAGAAGUAGAGAUGUAUGGACUGCCGGCCGACACAGUAAGGAAAAGGUUCAAAACUAAAGUGGUGCCAAACAACGGCAUCAAUCCUAUCUAUGACGAAGAACCGUUCGUUUUUAAAAAGGUCGUCCUUCCUGACCUAGCCUCGAUUCGAAUCGUCGCUUAUGAAGACUCGGGCAAGUUUAUAGGUCACCGAGUGUUGCCAGUCGUCGGUUUGUGUCCAGGUUACCGUCAUGUUAGUCUAAGAACUGAAAUCGGGCAACCUUUGCCAUUAGCCACGUUAUUCCUCCUCGUGGUUGUAAAGGAUUACGUUCCAGACAGCUUCUCUGACUUUGCCGAAGCUUUGGCCAAUCCUAUAAAAUACCAGAGCGAACAGGACAAAAGAACGGAACAACUGGCGAAGCUGACAGACGACAUGGAACCAAUCGAAGGUGAUGAAGAUCAAAAGAAGAACACUCUGUCCAAGGUCAUGAGAGAACAAGCCACAAACGGAAGUCCAAUUCAAAGGCCGUCAAUAACAACUGGCGCAGGUUCCGUGGACAUCGCAACAGAAAACGAUUUACCCUUAAUCACACCCUCCACAAAUCCAAUUACAAUUGUGCCGAUGCCCGAAACCAAUUCGGUUUCUAAAACCGUUGAGGUUAAAGAAGAAAAACUGGAAGAGAUAGUGGCGGAACCUUUGGAAAAAAUACUCGACAACAAACUUAUAAAGGAGAAAAAACAGGAGCUGGACAAAAAACUGGAGAAUCUUAGAAAGAAGCACGAGAAGAAGAAAAUGACAUUGCAGUCGCAGAAAUCCAGCGACUUUCCUGAGAAACGUUCCAAGCUGACCAACAUGAAGUUGAUUAAACGGCUGAGCAGCAAAAACAUUUUAGGUAGGAGGGAGAGUUACAGACGGUUUGAGAAGUUCGAAGAGGAUUUUGGAGUUGUACGAAAGGAGUCGUUUAAUGGUGUUACUGGUGUCUUCUCAACUGAAUCCACAAGCGCAGAACCUUUGACGAGCGUCGCGGACGGUCCCGAAACCAGCGGAAGCGACGGUGAGAAACCAGUCCUUCCCCGAAGCCACUCCGAACGAUUGUUGGCCAUCAACAAGGAGUUCGUGGCCCAGGAGAAGGAACUCAGAGAAAAAUACCACGAGGUGAUCUACAACCUGGCGGACAAAGUCAUGAAAACGUCGCAGUGCAAUCAGAUAAAGGCGCUGAAGGAUCAAUUCGAGAAGGAGACGACGGAUCUGAUGAGACGGCUGCAGGCGGACCACAGGGAGGAGGUGAAGCAGCUGGCGAAAAAACAUCGAAACCGCGAACAGUUCACGAGGGUGAAACGCGAAGCGGUCACCGCCGUGGUGGGCAGAGGUGUUUCGGAGCGCGAGAAGCUCGACCAGUUGUUCGAGAAUCGUCGGGACGAGUUGCUUAAACAGCACGAAAUGGUCAAGGAAGCCCUCAGUGAACACAGAGCCAAAGCCAAAUCAGCGUUGUGUAAGGAGUUUGAGACUCGUCUGGCGCGUGUGGACGGCGAAACUAGCGGGGCCUGUUGCUAAAUGUUAACUGCUCACGUCCGGCGAACGGAUUUUGGUAACGUACACGUCGCUACGCCCCGCAAUUUGAUGGCGGGGGUCGAAAGACACACACACUCUCACUUGACAAUCAAAUAGUAAGGUGAAACCAUUUUUAAUCGCUAAAGAAUGUCCUCAUGUCUUGUUAAUAUGUAACUAGGUACACAACACACACAAAUUGAUGAAUUUUAGUCUAGACCGUAUCGAUGUUCGUUGUUAUUUGUGAUAGUAGCGAUUAGUGAACCAAUACAACUAAUUUUGGGACCUUGUGUAAUUCAUCCAAAGCGAUAACAUCGGCGAUGGAAGUAUGUGUCCGUCGCUUUUAAACAUAUGACAAUAAAUAUAUUACUGGGUUUGUUGCACUGUGGUCGCCUCACACAAUCUUUUUAUUUAUUUAAAAAUAAAAUAUAUAAAACACUAAAUGAUGUAAUAAUCAACAUUGGAUUUUUCGUUUAAAGUUGUUUGGUUCAAUUAAAUUAUAUUAUAUAAAUAAUAUGGUAAUUAGUAGUCUCGUUGGAAUAAAAUAAAUUCUAUAAGUAAAAUAUAAUUAACCAACACAUGGUAAAUGGGCCUAAACUUUUAAAAUAAUUAUUAUACAAAUAAGUAGAUCUCAUCAAAUCACUUGUUGAACGUGAAAGUGCUGCUACAAGGAAACAAUGCCAAUGUUAUGUUACAUUUUGCUUUGGAUAACUACAUAAAGUACAAAACUAGACCAUUAUUUAACUAAACUAAAAAAUAGCUUAUUAACAUUACUCUUAGAUAAAGGAAGAAUCGUGCCAGUUUAUUUAAUUGUAUACGUCAAAGCUUUCAGAAGCAAAGUUUGCAUUUACCCGUUAUGUUUAGAGUUAGAUCUGAUGAUAAAACGUGUGUAUCAGAUUCAAUUAUCACUCGCAACUUUGUACUGAUAUGCAUAUCUAACAGAGUUUUAGACAAUAGCCAAAACUUUCACGUGAUAAUUGUUGGUUAAAACCAGUGAUUUUUGUUAGUUCUGUAUUAAAUGUGUUCGAAUCGAUACAUAACAGCAAAUGUCUCUAUCAUAUGACACCAAAAGAAUGCAAUAAGAAAAACUAACACGUUUGUUGCGUUUAAUGGUUUUAAGUAGUCCUGAAUUUUGUCUCUCACUUGUAGAAUUAUUACUAUGUGUAAUCUGUGUAAUUAGCGAACAAGGAUAAUUUAUACACGUCAGGCACAAAAUAUACAUUUAUUUAUUAAAACUCUAGUCAUGAUUUUUUGUUUUUAGGAAAAGGUGCUUGUAUGUUUUUCAAAAAGUAUUAAAAACCAUGGAAUAAUUAGUGAAAUGUAUUAAUUAAUAAUUUGUACAUAGAUAAACAGGCUUGUGGUCCGAGUCAAGUUGUUGAAUCCGAUCACAAGGACUUUCGCUUGACACUGUGUUAGCGGUCCAGGACGGAUUUACGUUGGAACGUUGUCGUGAUGAUACUUCGCACAAAUUCCAGUAUAAAAUCAUCAAUGCACAAAGCAAAUGACCGCAACGAUUCUGGGCGUAAAUAAGUCUUUUGGGCCGCGUUUGCUGUACAGACUUAGAAACUUUAUCUUGUAUAUAGUGUUCAUAAUUUAUUUGAAUAUAUGUAUCAUAUACAUAGCGAGUAUAUAAAAUUUGUUUAUAUUAACUUUGAAAAUGCAUAGUACGUACUUAUUAACUGAUGUUGCCAAAUUUUAUCGAUGAUAAGUGUUUCGAAAUUGUUGGCGUUCAAACUGACUGGUUUGAAUGUUGAUGAUAUUGCUGAGUUUUUAGCAACUUGCCUUAACUAUUAGUUAUAUCUUGAGUGUGCGGAUUCUUUAGGACUUCCCUUUUAGUUCGACCUCCACACAAGAGACAGGAUUAUGUGAUUUAUGUUACUAGUCCAGUCAUUAUAGGGAGUUCACUUCGGAAAUCGACAUACCCAGCUAUAAACUCGUAUAAACUUAUAUUUUGACAUCCCAAAAGUUGUCUCAAAAUUCACACAUGAUAGGAUGGCCGCAACUUAAAAAAUCAAAAGUCUAAAGUCACAAAAAUCGAUUUUUUGUACAUUUUUUGUAAAUAUCUCGGUUCCUAUGGGUUUUACGCUACUUGUAUUUCUUAUCAAUAUUGUAGAAAAUUAAAUUCUCUACAACUUUUGUUUUAAACAUUUUUUCAAACGUUGAACCGUUGUCGAGAUAGAUGGCAAAUACAAGUAGCGUAAAAACCAUAGGAAACUAGAUAUUUACAAAAAAUGAUCAAAAAAUCAAUUUUUGUGACUUUUGACCUCCAACUUUUUAAUUUGCGACUAUCCUAUCAUGUGUGAAUUUUGAGACAAGUUUUGGGAUGUCAAAAUAUAAGUUUAUACGAGUUUCGAUUUCCGAGAUAUUCACCUAAUUUUGACUAAGAUGACCGGACUAAACGGAAUUUCGCACAGUCGCAGUCAGUUACCCGCUCGAGCUAAUUUCGAAAUUAUUUGAUGUUGCUAAAAUAGUGUUUGUUGCUAAUUGUUAAACAUAAGUGGUUGUUAUAUGAAGUAGUAAAUUUAGACAUAGGCUGCAUACAAGUAUGACAGUCUUGAUAAAAGUACGCAAUAGAUUUAGGAGUAUUCCAGUUUCGUUUCGACUUGGUUUUUCGUUUAGAGGUUCUGAUAUUUGUCACUCAAUGUUAUCGGCCUAUCUAAAUAUUAACUACUGAGUUGUGUACGUGAGAAUCGUUAGGUUUUUUCCAAGUUUAUUUGUGUAUGUGUUACAUGGAUCUAGUCACAUUAAUUUAUGCUGAAACCGUCCAAGAAAAUGUUGAUUUCCUUGAACGGUUUUCGCUCCAAUCAUAAUACUCAUACCAGUAUCCAACAAGGACUAAUCUUUUAUCAUCACUUAAUAAAAAUAUUAAAUUAAAACACGUCCCGUUUGGUGAAUGAGGACGAUUUUCUGCCAGUCUGACCAAAAUACUCUAGGAGUAGAUUUUUCUAAAUCCCACCUUGUUGAAUACACGUUUAAAAACUCAUAUAAUUUUAUUAAUACAUUCCAUCAUGUUUAGAGACGUUUAUAAUGUUCUGUGUAACUCGAUUAUUUUUUUCGAUAUGUUCGUCAAUCUCGAUUUUUCUAUUUUUCCAACUUGUGCCUUUUAACCAUGAAUAAUUUUUAAUUGUACACUGUUCUUUAUUAUCUAAGUCAUGUAUUACAUGUGUUUACUAUCAUGUUAUUGUCUAAAUAGAUUUAUGUGCUAUGAA
Molecule: messenger RNA, 7272 nt
Organism: Aethina tumida (small hive beetle)
Lineage: Eukaryota; Metazoa; Arthropoda; Insecta; Coleoptera; Nitidulidae
Gene: Plc21C
Product: 1-phosphatidylinositol 4,5-bisphosphate phosphodiesterase classes I and II-like
Exons: 15
Coding region: 392-4069 (1225 amino acids)
Biological process (GO): lipid metabolic process; phosphatidylinositol-mediated signaling
Molecular function (GO): calcium ion binding; phosphatidylinositol-4,5-bisphosphate phospholipase C activity
Source: RefSeq, a predicted model, not a curated record